Molecule: messenger RNA, 1246 nt
Organism: Polyodon spathula (Mississippi paddlefish)
Lineage: Eukaryota; Metazoa; Chordata; Actinopteri; Acipenseriformes; Polyodontidae
Gene: ier3
Product: immediate early response 3
Exons: 1
Coding region: 131-649 (172 amino acids)
Biological process (GO): negative regulation of apoptotic process
Source: RefSeq, a predicted model, not a curated record
GAGGGAGAGCAGAUUCACUAGAAGCACAGAGAGAACUGCAGAGAGAGAGAGAGAGAGAACAGACUGAAAAGAGAUAUCCAACACUACUACUGCUGCUCCUACCAGACAACGAGCCAACACAAGCAACACAAUGUACGCCAGAUCUAACAGCGUGAUCCUGUCCAUUCCUGCCCCUGCCGCUCUCCCGGAGUCACUGUCCUGCAGGGUCAUGAAUGGAAGGAAAGAGCCUGAAAUCUUCACCUUCGAGGAGCUUCCACUGCAGGUGCGCCGGAGCUCCCUGGGGAAGCCGAGGCGGAGACCGGCCCGGGUCAUGUACCCUUCCAAGGUGCGCAAGUAUCUGCCCCCGGGGGAGAAGAGCCCGGCCAAGCGUCUGUUCCUGGUGCUCUGCGUUGUGCUCUUCCUGCAGAUCUACACCGAGGAUCCCACCCAGGAGACCCCGACGGGCACUGUGGAGACCGCCCCGACCGGCGCCCCACUCUCCGAAGACCUCUCCUUCUCCGAGUACCAGCUCCUGUCCUUCUUCUCCGCUGAGGUCCCUGAGAUGAAAAUACACCCCUCGGGGCAACAAGAAGGUCCAGAUGGGCAGGCUAAGCAGCAGCAGCAGGCAGAGAGUGCCCCAAAGCUGCAAGACCACCUGUCCAAGCCUUAACCCGUACACCAGGACCCUUCCCUUGAGCUCCCAGAGCAGGAGUAUGAUGGUGCUCCUCGUCUACUGCAGGCUGUGAAAGACAGGCAGUCUGGACAUGUACCAUCCUGCUACUGCCUGAGUGCAAGACAGAGAACCGGCAGAAACAAGCUGAGAGCAGCUAGACCCUCGGAGCAGAGGAGGAAGCUCCUGCCAGAACUGUUCAGAGAACAGAUAGAACUUCAACUGACUCGAACUGUUAAAGCAAAGAGCCUUGAAAUAGAGCUUCAGGUGGCUUUGCUUAAGUUCUCCCAUUCUAGAGACACUAAUACUUGAAGGCAACACUGCUUGCUCAGCGUUGGAGGGACUGGUGUUGCUGGUUUAUUGUGUAGAAGCAAGACUCCCUGCUGGCACUCAUUCAUUCAGGGAUUCUUAAUCGUUCUAUUUAUUGUUAAUUGCAGAUUUAUUUAAGGAUACAAACUGUAUCUACUGUUGUUGUCAGCACUGUGUUAUUUAUUAAUAUUUAUUAUAAUAAUAUUGAGAUGAUAAUGAUUUUAGUGUUUGUGCAUUUCCAACUUGAACAAAUGAAAAUGCUGAUGAAUAAAACAUGUUUAAAUAUAA